This is a messenger RNA of Arabidopsis arenosa, 1482 nucleotides long. Lineage: Eukaryota; Viridiplantae; Streptophyta; Magnoliopsida; Brassicales; Brassicaceae. The record is from the annotation of a GenBank genome assembly.
GGUUUUGUUCUUCUUCUAUAGCCGUUUCAUCUUCACAUAAGCAUCUUCUUCUUUUUUUUUCCUGUCAAGAUCCUGAAUCAUCGGAUCUGGAAGGAAACUAGAGUUUGUGAAAUCGGAUGAAUCUUUUGAGAAAUCUCUGAAUAAGGUCAAAUCUUGAUUUGUCUCUUCUUCUUCCUUAGCUGCAGGUUUUAUACUUUUGUUAGUACUCUAAUUCAAACGAGAGAGUCAAAUACAUACUCGUCUAUAUAGCCCACAUACGCAUAUUCAUAAUACUUUUGAGGAAGAUGCUAAGUGGAAACAAUGGAAACACUGUACCACCGGUUUUCAUGAACGAGAGCCAGUUGCAAUACCAGACAAACCUACCAUCGAAUCAGCUCCACUUGCUCGGAACCAUGGGAGGUGGAUGCACUGUUGAUCCAGUGAACUACUUUGCUAAUGAUAAUCUCGUUCCAAUGAUUCGGUCUAACAAAAGAGGAAGGGAAGCCGAAAGCAUUAGUAACAACAUCCAAAGACAACAGAAGCUUCAAAUGUCUUUGAACUAUAAUCAUAACAACAUUAGUGUUCGAGAAGAAGUGCCUAAAGAGAAUCUAGUAUCAACUGGUCUUAGACUAUCUUAUGAUGACGAUGAACGCAACUCUUCAGUGACUUCUGCUAGUGGUAGCAUCGUAGCUGCUUCUCCAAUCUUUCAGUCACUCGAUGACAGUCUUCGGAUUGAUCUCCAUAGACAAAAAGAUGAGCUUGACCAGUUCAUCAAGAUCCAGGCAGCUCAAAUGGCGAAAGGUGUGAGAGAUAUGAAACAGAGACAUAUCGCGUCUUUUCUCACUACAUUAGAGAAAGGAGUGAGCAAGAAGCUUCAAGAGAAAGAUCACGAGAUCAAUGACAUGAACAAGAAGAAUAAAGAGCUCGUGGAGCGGAUAAAGCAAGUGGCAACGGAAGCUCAGAAUUGGCACUACAGAGCAAAGUACAAUGAGUCUGUGGUUAAUGUCUUAAAGGCAAAUCUCCAGCAAGCAAUGUCACACAACAACAAUGUGAUUGCUGCCGCAGAUCAAGGCAAAGAAGGGUUUGGAGACAGUGAAAUAGAUGAUGCAGCUUCAUCAUACAUUGAUCCAAACAACAACAACAACAACAUGGGGAUUCAUCAGAGGAUGAGAUGCAAAAUGUGCAACGCGAAGGAAGUAUCGGUGUUGCUCGUGCCAUGUAGGCACUUGAGUUUGUGUAAAGAAUGUGAUGUAUUCACUAAGAUUUGUCCUGUAUGCAAGUCUUUGAAAAGUUCUAGCGUUCAAGUCCACUUCUCUUGAAUUUGUGACCAAAACUGGAACAAAAGAAAAGAAGGAAAAAGAGAAUCCAUUAUAUAAGUCUUUCAAACUCUUUUCAAAAGAUAUAUUUUACUAUAUAAAAUUAUUUGUAUCGGAGUAUUAUUUUGCAUCUGUUUAGAAGUCUUGAAGAACCUAGAAAUUUAUGAAAUGAAACAUUCUUAUGGCU